Suillus subalutaceus is the source of this 2080-nucleotide messenger RNA. RefSeq lists its product as uncharacterized. Lineage: Eukaryota; Fungi; Basidiomycota; Agaricomycetes; Boletales; Suillaceae. The record is from RefSeq and is a predicted model, not a curated record. The transcript has 6 exons. Bases 317 to 2080 code for a protein of 587 amino acids. Gene Ontology annotation, biological process: regulation of DNA-templated transcription. Gene Ontology annotation, molecular function: DNA-binding transcription factor activity; sequence-specific DNA binding.
CGAGAUUGUCGAAAGCAAAAGUCACUCUCUCGUCUCUCAUCGACUACGAUAUGAGUACAGACCAACAAAUGUAUCUGGCAGUAGCUCCCAGAGCUAGCUCGUCGCAUCUGAACAGGCCAGCACGUCAGCUCGUGCCCCGCCUUUCUCCAGAAACUAUAUGAAAUGGUUAAUGACCCCUCAGACCACGAUCUCAUUCGAUGGUCUGACACCGGUGACUCUUUCUUUGUGCUCGACCAAGAGCGUUUCGCAAGCGAAGUCCUAGGACGCUGGUUCAAACACAAGAACUUCUCCUCAUUUGUCCGCCAACUCAACAUGUAUGGGUUUUCACAAAAUUCCUCAUCUCCAACAAGGUGUGCUCCGUUCGGAUUCUGAUACCGAAUUCUGGAACUUCGAGCACCCCCAUUUCCUCCGUGGCCAACCGGACAUGCUCUGCCUUAUCCAGCGCAAGAAGCAGACCGCAUCUACCUCCGAUGUUGCUGCUGCCGUCGCUGAAGUUCCCAAUAAAGACGUGGGCACAGCUGCGUCUGUAGGCGCCUUGACCCCUGGCCAAUUGAUGGACAUGAAUUCAAUCGUGAAUGGUAUUCAAGCCAUCAAAAGACACCAAGCUGCCAUUUCUGCUGACCUCAACGACCUCAAGUCCUCCAAUCAACAUCUUUGGCAGGAAGCCAUCAUUGCUCGAGUGUUCGGUCAUGCAGACAAUCCAAUACGUAAGGAUGAUAUAGGUGGAGGUGGCGUUGUCAGUGGUGGUGAGGGGGGUGAGAUCGUCGCGAGGAAACCACAGCGGUUGAUGAUUGGCGAUGGACGCAAUGGCGGGGGUAGUGGUGCAAAGAAGGGCAUUGACGUUACUGAGAUCCUAGAGGACCAGCAGAGGACCAGCAUAGAUAGUGCAGAGUCUUCUGAAAUGGCUCUCGACACACCUUCCGCUAUCCCAUCUGAGUAUGGACCUUCGUGCAAUACUUCACCCCGAUUUGCGUCCGUUGAACCCUCUCUUCCUGAUGCCCCAACACCUUCAGUAGAUGCAAAUACCACGUCAUGCCCCAACACCGCUCCCAUCAACACCACCACUACAGCCAACGCCAUCAAUCCAAACCCAUCAAAUAUAAAUGCCGCCUCACCCACCUUGCCAAAUAACUCCUUCUCUCGCCCUACCCCGAUUCACCACUCAGUCUCUGCGCCUGCCUUCAAUUCCCUAACCACAACACCCCCUCCGCCUUCCCCACAGAAUGACGCCCUCAUCCAUGCCGCACUAUCCCAGGUGCUUUCGUCUCCUGUGCAGAUGCAGAAAACUGAUAGCCGCUCUUGGUGGAGGAGGUCCAUCAUGCAGCAGCAUUUCCCCACCCAGCCCCAGCCCCAGCCCCAGCCUCAGCCACAGCCCCAGCCACAAUCCCAGCUGCCCCAGCAGCACACAAACGCCAACCCAGCCCAACUGAUGCCGUACGACCCUGCCGCAUUUCAGACCGACUACCCUGGCUCAUACUCCCUCCUCCCGCAGAGUGGUGGCGCCGACCUAGCGGCUUUCGAAGCACACGACGAUCACCUGCAGAAGACCUACUGUACAGCACAUGAGAUCAACACAGAUGUUGACUCGCUAGAGACGAAUAUCCAUUCCCUUAUUCAGAGCCUCGGCCUUGACCCGUCGACUUUCGACGCCACUGAUGGCGCGCAACCGCAUCUCGAUGAUCCCUAUGGAGUAGGCUCGGGGCAGGAUUCUUUCGACAUCGGCUCAUAUCUUAACGGAAUGGAUCUGGCACAUGAUGCGGCUGGGCAUACAGGCCAGGGCGAGGAAGAUACAGAUAUAGAGAGCUUGAGGUUGGCAGAUAAGCUGGACUCGUCAACAGCGCGUGGAGCAGUCGUGGACAAAAAAGUGCCGAGUGAAGAGAUGCACGCAUUCCUUGACGGGGUUGCUUCUCAGGAUGGUGGCGUGGACAUGGCUACUACGUCUUUGAUGCAAACAGCCCAAAGUGCGAACGCCACGCGGGGUCGCAAGCGCAAAUCAGACAUAGCGGAUGUUGGUUCACUCUCGGGUCCGACAGAAUCGACAUCAUCAUCAGCGGGCAGUAGGACUAAGAGGAAAAGAUGA